AUGGAGCUCGCUGUGUCUUUGCUCCUCGUCUGUACUGUCACUUUCUUGAUACUGAUUUUUACCCGUAGCCGAAAACCCUCCAAUCUGCCCCCGGGACCCACGCCUCUGCCUCUGAUUGGGAACAUCCUGCAGCUGAAUUUUAAGGAUUUCGUGAAAGAUUUUGUGAAGGUCAGUAGAUUUCUCAUGGGAUUGUCUUUUCAGGGAGACUGAAAAUUUAAGGAUUAAUUCAGAUUGUUAAAUCAGUGUAUGUGUACAGGACCCAAUGCUCUCCCCUGUCUGGCACUCGAAAGGUUAACUGGUCACAAACUAUCUGACUGCUUUAUAUACAUGUGCAGAUUUGGAAAGUUAGUCAUUCUGAGUGUAAAUCUGUAUUGUUUCACAUUAUUCUCUAAAAUACCACUAAAGGUAAUAUAUUAAUAAUCUAUACAUCAACAGUAAAAAUGUUUGAUUUCAAUUGCAGAAAAUCUCUUAAAAAUUACACUGAAUUUGUUUCCGUCGUGUAACAUUAAUAACUGUCCAGGAAAAAUGGCAACACUACAUAUAUUUCCAUUGCAAAGGAGGGGAUAUAGGGAGGGUUAUAUGGAGUAAUAGGAGGGGUUAUAGGGAGGGUUAUAUGGAGUAAAAGGAGGGGUUAUAUGGAUGGUUAUAUGGAGUAAUAGGAGGGGUUAUAGGGAGGUUAUAUGGAGUAAUAGGAGGAGUUAUAGGGAGGGUUAUAGGGAGUAAUAGGAGGAGUUAUAGGGAGGGUUACAUGGAGUAAUAGGAGGAGUUAUAGGGAGGGUUAUAUGGAGUUAUAAUAUGGAGUAAUAGGGGAGUUAUAGGGAGGGUUAUAUGGAGUAAUAGGAGGAGUUAUAGGGAGGGUUAUAUGGAGUAAUAGGAGGGGUUAUAGGGAGGGUUAUAUGGAGGGUUAUAUGGAGUAAUAGGAGGGGUUAUAUAGAGAGGUUGUAUGUAGAGAUAUGAGGUGCUACAGGGAAAAGUUAUAGGGAUAGUUAUAUUGAGUAAUAUUGUAAUUGUACCAACCAUUUUAGUAUUGAUUUGACCAAGUUUCAAACAGGAGUAGAUGUCUUUGUGGUGAACCCUACUAGAAGAGACUAUGAAACCUGUUUUUGCUUAGUAAAACCCCAAAGUGUCUGCCAGAAGUCUUCAGGAAUCUGAAACCAAUUUGAAAGCAGAAAUAUGGGGUGAAGCUGUGCCCUUCUGUUUUCAUUGAACAUUUCUUUUCCAUUUUGUCCAAGCAUAAGCACACAGCCCCUUCUCUAUCUCCUGUUUUAGAUUGGCUCUAAAUAUGGUCCGGUAUCCAUGAUAUAUAUGGGACGGCAACCAGUGGUCCUAUUAAAUGGUCAUGAUGUGGUGAGAGAAGCUUUUGUAGACAAUGGUGAAGUAUACAGUGAUCGAGGACAUCUUGCAUUUCCUGACAUGGCUUUUAGGGGAUAUGGUAAGUUGGGACCACGGCCUGUUGUAUCUGUCCUAUUAACAAACUUGCAUCGUGGGAUGCGUUACUUCAUGACUGUAGCAGAUUCAGUUUUGACUCCAUUAGAACUGUGUGUCGACCAGUUACUGGCAAGGGAUAGAGCUAUUCACUUCAUUUUGCCUAGUUCCAGAGUUCCUGUCUUCACAGAUCCAGUGGAGGAGAGUCCUGUUCAGGACUAGCACUCCGCUACAAUACUUCAUGUAGAGAUGUGUGUAUCUAUUUUGGGCUCCUAUCAUGGAGGUACGUGAUGUCCAGAUAAGUAUAGCAUUUUAAUCAAUAGAUUUGGCGGCAUUUUUACUGGCAGAAUGUACACUAGGCAUAUAUUUAGCCUAGUUGAUGUUGGCUAUAACGUAUAGCUUGAAGAACAGAGUAGGUUUUAAUCAAUUUUGUGCACGACACAAAAAUAAAACAUGCUAUCUUGCAAUGGUUUUUACAUUUUAAUAGAAAUGUAAAAAAAAAAAUUGUCUAUUUUAAAAACUUCAAUAAUGUCUGUAUAAUUUAAUUAAGAUAACUAUUCGGAUAAAUAUAGAAUGAUGGACACAAUUGCUGAAUCUCCCAAACUUACAGGGAUCGUCUUCAGUAAUGGAGAACGCUGGAAGCAGAUGAGACGGUUUUCGCUCAGCACCCUGAGAAAUUUUGGAAUGGGGAAAAGGAGCUUAGAAGAAAGAGUACAAGAAGAAGCAAAAUGUCUGGGGGAAGAACUCCAAAAGAAGAAAGGUCUGAAAUUAUUGAAAUGAUAUUUCAUUUAGAAUACAUACAAGCUUGGCUAGUUGUAUUCUUAGUAGGAUGGAAUGGAUGAUUAAUGGACACAUUUUCUUGAUGUUUUGCACAAAAAAUUUCAUUUCGUAUCUUUUGUGUGGUGUGUUUUUUUUUUUUUUUUUCAUCUUGGUUAACAAACAUGAGAGAGAGAGAGAGAGAUAACACUGCUCAAAAAAAUAAAGGGAACACAAAAAUAACACAUCCUAGAUCUGAAUGAAUUAAAUAUUCUUCUGAAAUACUUUGUUCUUUACAUAGUUGAAUGUGCUGACAACAAAAUCACACAAAAAUUAAAAAUGGAAAUCAAAUUUUUCAACCCAUGGAGGUCUGGAUUUGGAGUCACACUAAAGUGGAAAAACACAUUACAGGCUGAUCCAACUUUGAUGUAAUGUCCUUAAAACAAGUCAAAAUGAGGCUCAGUAGUGUGUGUAGCCUGUAUGACCUCCCUCCCUAGGAACUGCAGAACCACUCCUUUAUUGGGGGUGUCUUGCUAAUUGCCUAUAAUUUCCACCUGUUGUCUAUCCCAUUUGCACAACAGCAUGUGAAAUUGAUUGUCACUCAGUGUUGCUUCCUAAGUGGACAGUUUGAUUUCACAGAAGUGUGAUUGACUUGGAGUUACAUUGUGUUGUUUAAGUGUUCCCUUUAUUUUUUUGAACAGCGUAUAUAUGUGCGUGUGUGUGUGUGUGUGUGUGUGUGUGUGUGUGUGUAUAUAUAUAUAUAAAAUCUCUUUUUCUUUCAAAUUAACUGUUCAAUGUGUUUCCUCCUCUUGAUAACUUAUUUUCGUAAAAAUCUUGGCCACUCCUAUUUCUACAUCAAUAUAUUUUACUUCACUUUUUCCCAUAGGAGAACUAUUUGAUCCCACUUACCUUUUGAGUCUAGCUGUGUCCAAUGUUAUAUGUUCAAUUGUUUUUGGGGCUCGAUUUGAGUAUGAAGACAAGGAAUUCCUAGCUAUGCUGGCAUUGAUGAAGGAGACAUUCCAGAUUUUGGCUUCACCUUGGGGUCAGGUUAGUUUUUAAAAAACGCACAUUAUUGAGUGGAAAAUACUUCAAUACACCUCCACCUAAGGCUUUCUGUAACAACCUGUGUAAUACACACAUAAAACAAUAACCAGUGGUGGGUUACUGAGAUUGCUAUGUUGAUAUAAUAACUAUAGAAAGGAAAAGGUCCAGACACUCCAAGGCUUAACUACAGUGUCCAGCAGCAAUGUUUCGACUAAAAGGGCUUUUUCAAGCCUCCUAAAGCUAGGAAUCACUCGAGUAUACAAUAAUCUUCAAAAACUUUAAUAGGCUAUAAAAUAAUCAUAGUGUUGAUUGUACAUGCAAAAAUAAUUAUACAUACAUAUGGCACUUUCAAACAAAUAUUGCUGGAGGGCAGUCACUAAGACUAAUGUCCAGCCAGCCAGCAGAUGGAGUACUUUUCCAAUAGCGAUGGUUCACAAGAGAGAACAACUUCUGCUCUGACUGGUUUCACCAAACAAGGCUUUCUAUUUUGUAGCGAAGCCUGCACUUCCUGUUUAAAUACCCUUAGGUAAUGCCGAAGAACAAGCCACUGAUAUGGAAACCAAACGUAUGGCCAACAUGGAUUCCUAAAGGGAGAUAGAAGAAUCACACUUGCUCCGUGUGAAUAAGGGACUAAUGGCCACCACCACCACCAGCUGACUCAUUCAUUCCUAUGGCAGAACAUACCUAAUAUAUUGACAAUAUUAAAAAAUGUAAAAAAGGAAUGAAAUUACAAAAGAACAGUUACUCAAAAAAGAACACGUACAAACAUUACAAUAAAUACUAUUAUUGCGAUAAAGGUAAAAUAAAUGAGGUUAGUUUUUGUCUAGUGAUAGCAGUGUCACGUAUUCAUCUGCUCAUAAAAAUGUGAUUAAUGGCAUUUACUGUCCUGACAGGAAAGGUUGUGCAGACCAGCAAUCAAUUCACAGGAGGGUUUGUGCUGAGCAGCAAUCAUGCAAAUAGGAACCUGGUAACUGCCUUUGGGGUCAAAGGCCGAUUACAACCAAUCAGAUCCUUUGUGGUUGUCCGAGAGCGCGUUAUUGAUUCUGGAUAUUCUGGUUAUUUGACUUUGGCAUAGUUUUUGACUUCCCUGUUUUCUGGCAUCCCCGACCCCUGGCUUUUCCUUAUCGUUGUGUCUCUUUCUGUAUCCCUUGACCUCGGCUAUUCCUGACUAUUCUUUGGCACGUUAGUCCGGCCAUUCUAAGGUCCAGUAAACGUUACCUUUCAGUCCUCUGUGUUACACAAUUCUAUGUGCUAGAUCAUUCUGUAAUCCUGACAAGCAGAGACUGACAAACAUCACUCAAGUCUGAGUUAGGCCGGCCCAUCUGCAAACCAUAUUGCUCUCAUACAGGUGUCCACUCUGUUAAAAUGUGAAAACAACCAUAUUAUCUAAACAAAAUACAAGUAAUAUGUGCUGAAUAUCAAUUAACCUUUCAAGGACCACCCCUCCACCCCCAUCCCACACACAAAUAAGUAGACAAUGUAAUACAGACCUAGGCACUAAAUCAUUCUACGUAAUGUUUAAUCACUAUCACUCUAUUAAGUGCCUUCCCCAUGAUAUGGGUAAAGAAACAUACAAUAUAAUCUCUUUACAUCUUUUAUCUGUGAAAAUGUGUGUUGUUUGUCAAUUGAUUGCUGUCACAUCGUUCCUAUAAUUAUGAUUCGCUGUUUUAAUAUGGUUAUUAUAUAGUACACAAUGUGCAGAAAGAUCCAAAAGGGUUCUUGGUCCCUAACAUUUCUGACCUCGGUUUAAAUACAUUAUUUGCUGUAACAUCAGAAAAGUUCCUUUGGUCUUUUGUACUUGUCCAAGUUAAAGCAUGUGCUACUUUUUAGAAGGUCUAAUGUCUAGAUUCUAUACAGUAGAUUGACCAGUCAAAUACACCAGGAAGCAGGUGUAUAAUUAUCUGCAGCAAAUAGACUAUUAAGUUUAUGAAGUCCUUAACCCCUUAAGGACCAAACUUCUGGAAUAAAAGGGAAUCAUGACAUGUCCUUAAGGGGUUAAAGGGACAAUGUAGGCACCCAGACCACUUCAAUUCAUUGAAGUGGUCUGGGUGCUGUGUCCCUAUUUUACAUAGUGAUGCAAUGUAAAACAUUGUAGUUCCAGAGAAACCGCAAUGUUUACAAUGCAGCACUAAGUCUGCCUCCAGUGACUGUCUUUCACUGGAGGCACUUCCUGCAUCCAAGCAGACCUAUGGUCCGGUAUCCGAUGCUGUAAGUCCUCACGCUCUGCAUGAGGACAUCCAGCAUCUGAAUUUUCACCUUAGAAAAGCAUUGUUUUAAUGCAGUGCAUGCACAUUAGCGCAGGCUCAUCAGAGGUGAAGGCGGAGUCACGACCCAGCUUAGGGGGACAUCAGCGCUGGGAAAAAGGUAAGUAAAGGGUUUUUAACUCUGCCUGUUGUGUCCAACUCAAAACAUUUUAUUAAUCAAAUAAUCUGUUACUCAGGUCUUCAACUUGGCCCCCAGCAUCUUCAAGCACUUUCCAGGCUCUCACCAUAAACUGUUUAGUAAUGUGAAUACAUUUCGAGAAUAUGUAAUGGAGAAGGUGAAAACUCAUGAGGAGACCUUGGAUGAAAACUGCCCCAGAGAUUAUAUUGAUUGCUUUAUCACAAAGAUGAAGGAGGUAUGAGUAGGAAUAAUGUUGUCCAGCUUUACUAAAACCUAAAAUAAAUAGGGAUUGCGGGCACAGCCAAAGUGGGAGCUAUAGAGUAGCCGGUGAAGAGGUAAUUAAAGGAACACUGCAGACACCAUAACCACUACAGCUUGCAGAUGUAGAAAUGGUACUAGGAUUUCCCUGGCAACCAUAGGCGUGCACAGCCUAUACACACGCCGCUUGUGUGUGUGUGUGUGUGUGUGUGUGUGUGUGUAUAUAUAUAUAUAUAUAUAUAUAUAUAUAUAUAUACACACAUACAUACACUGUGUGAGGGUGCUGUUUGUGGGAUGUGAGGGUGCUGUUUGUGUACUGUUUGUGAGGGUGCUGUUAUUGUACUGUGUGUGAGGUUGCUGUAUGUGUGUGUUUGUAUGCUGUAUGUUUGGAGGGAUUGUGGGGGUGGAGGUGGGGGCAGAUUAGUAAAUAUCCCCCCCCCUCCCUUCUUACCUUAUGUAGGGAGGGGGAAUCCUUGUUGCCAUGUGCCAUCCCUAGUGGUCCAGUGGAGAGUGAACUAAAGCCUGCGGGGCUAGAGUUCACACUUGCGAGAUCUGAGCGUUGCCAUGGCAACGCUCAGAUCUCGUGAGAGGAACCCGGCGCAGCUGCUGGCUAGAGCUCCCCAGGUCCUCUCCUGCCUCCCUCCAUGCUGCUGUGGGCAAUUUGAUCUCCCCACUGGCCCAUGGAGGCUUAGAGCAGAGCCGGUGCUCAGAUAGCGCGUGCCCUGCAUGAGCCGACAGGGGAGAUCCUGAGAUCACCCCCGCCGGUCUCAAUCAAUAUGUGUGCCGCGGGGAUUAGGGUGUGCCUAGGCACAACAGGCAUAGCCAGUGGGCACGCCUCUGCUGGCAACUCUCUUUUUUGAAUAGUUUGCUUACCUGAAGACCACUCCCUUCCUUUACUACAAUCUCCUUCAGCAGAAGCUGUGUUAGCUCAUUGGCUGAGAGCAGUUAUCAUAUCAGAAGUAUUAAGAUAAUUAACAUUUUCAAAUUCUUCAUGAAGAGAUGUCUCUAGUUGCCAUCAUUCCGAAGAGUGUAUGGAUAGUCUAUCUAUAAAAUCCACUACAUCACAAUGUUCUCCCAUUCCACCACGCAAUGCAUGUUGAAGCACAUUACUAGUACUUCUUUCAAAUUUCUAUCUUUUUAUUCCUCAGGAGAAAGAUAAUUCUAAUUCCGAGUUCAACUAUGAGAACCUGUGGGUUAACCUGCUUCAGCUAUUCUUUGCAGGGACAGAGACCACCAGCACAACCCUGAGAUAUGCAAUCCUCAUUCUCCUGAAACAUCCAGAGAUACAGAGUAAGAACUGGGCCACUAACCCAUCUGCAGGCAUGAUGUAAACUGCAAGGUCAAUGGGCCAGAUGUACACAAAUUAAUUUCUAAAUGUGAUGCAGUCACCAUGGAAACCUGCUGAUUGCUCCACAUUUAAUACUGUGCCCUGAAUUACGCUAAGUGCUCCAAUUCUGGCCCUGGCCAAACUCGCAACCCGACAAUUAAAUGUUGGAAAGUAUUAAGUUAAAGGUCUCUAUGGGAGGGUUGGGGUACACCACUUCAAUUCACUUUUAAUUCAUUUACUAAUGCUCACUCCCUUGAACACACAAGUAUAACAUAAACUUUCCUACAAACUAGAAAUGUUUACUACUUUACAAAACACAUCGAAGGAAAUCUUUUAUGUAUACAAUCAUAUUUUUAUUUAUACAUAAUUUGUAAGAUUAUUCCCAUAUACAGUUGUAGUUGGUUUUCUUUAUUAUUUUUUUUUGGCAGAGAAACUCCAAGACGAGAUGGAUUCUGUUAUAGGGCAAGACCAGGAUCCAUCUGUUGCAGAUCGGUUAAAGAUGCCAUACUUGGAUGCUGUGAUUCAUGAGAUCCAGAGGUUUGCAGAUAUCUUACCCCUGGGGGUUUUACGUGCCCCCUCAAAGGAUACAACCCUCAGAGGAUUUACUAUCCCCAAGGUUAGUAAACACAAAGAUUCAAAAUAUAAAAUCAAGUCACUAAAUGACUAAAUAAAAAAAUAGUUACCUCUUACCAUGUACAGUGAAUGAUAUGUGUGAAGUUUUGGAGAGUCACAUUAAAGUCCUUAAAGGAAUACUGCAUACACCAUAACUACUACAGUGUGCUUUAAUAGUUAUGAUGUCAGGAGAGCCCUGGCAUCCCCACCCACCAUUGUAAGUAGUCAAACCAUUUUAGAACAGUAUGCCUUCUUAAUAAUCUAAAACUGUGUAAGGCCAGGAGGUGAUAUACUGCCUCAAGGACAUACUUGAAAACAAGAGAAAUCUCAAUGUAUCCUUCCUGGUAAAAUAUUUUAUAAAUAAAAGUGCUGGUGAAUGAGGGUACUCAGAGGACCACACUCAAAAUAACCCUCAAAUUCCACAUGAAAGGUUUUGCACAUAAAACACUCAAGUACACCAGAGGGUGCCAGACACCAGUAUAAUGUUGCACAAAUAUAAUUACCAAUAUGGCAUAAAAUUAUGGAGUUCCCACUCCUUGUCUUGAGAAGUCUCAAAUAAUGGGGAAUGGGUCAUGGUAUAGUAUACAAAGAAUUGUACAUCGAUGGCUUUGUCAAUACUCGCUCAAAUUUCCACCACUUGCUAGUGGCCCUGCACACCCAAGAGUUGCUAUUUCCAAUGGUCCAGAAACCUUUUCUCCUUCACUAUAUAAUUGUUGGUGAAGAACCUUUUUAGAUUAAAAAACUUUAAUCAGUUUUCUAAAGAUGUUUUUUAUUUGUUUAUAUAAAUUAGGAAAGUAAAUGGAAUGUGUGAGUAUAGUACAUUUAGUCAUCAGAAUAUUGGGCAUUCGUGGGUCGUCCAAAUUACGAAACUCUGAAUUGAUCUAUAACUAAACUUAUAAAAUGGACAAUGGUUUUGUGUGUUUCAUGAUUUAGGAGUUCCAUCCUGGGUAGCAAAAAAGCAAAAAAAAAAAAUUGAUGAAAAAAAGUUAAUUGGUGGUGGUUGGGGGACAGUCACUAAAUUUUAUUUUUCUUAUCCAGAUAAAGCUAGAAUUGAGCAAUAGAGAGGGGAGAGAAAAAAGAAGCAGUAAAUAAAAAAUAUAUAAAUAUUUAAUAUGUAAUGACCUAAAUAAACUUUUUUUUUUUUUUAUAUACUCUAUCUUUUUUCCUUUUUUUGGCUGCGUCUACUUCUUCAAUUCGUGAAACAACUGGCUGAAAAAUGCACCUAAAUAUACAUGAUAUUUUACAGUACACUGGCCAAUUUUCAGACUCUUUUUUUUUUUUUUUUCUGGAUUAUUGGCAUGGACGAAAUUUGUCCGAAACCCCAUAUGACCAAAUUUUGGACCACCCAAAAGAACAUUUUUCUUUUCAGAUGAAUUGAUUUGAGCCAAAUCAAUUUUUUUCACUGUAUGCAAGUCUAUUGAUUGAGGUUGGAAGAAGAUAUUUUUGGUGUAAAUUGGCUCCAUUUAAUUAAUGGGAUGUAAUUAGUGUUCAAGGAGUGGUAGAUUAGGGAAGAGGAAUGUUAUUGUAAGGGGUUGCUGAAAAACAGACAUUCUCUAAAAUACAUUAACAUCUACUCUACAUCUAUCUGAAAUAGUAGCUGUUAUUAUGCAUUGCUGCUAAUAUCUUGUCAUCUUUCUAUAGGGAACCACUGUAUUCCCCAUGUUAACCACUGUCCUGAAGGAUGAGAAAUACUUCCCGGAUGCUCAGAAGUUUGACCCAGGCCAUUUCUUAAAUGAAAAUGGUUCUGCAAAGAAGAACGAUGCUUUUAUGCCAUUUUCAAUAGGUAACUUUAAAAUGUGUUUUCAAAUUACUUAGACUCAAAAUAAUGAGCAAAUUUACUCUAUAUAAUUUAAAAUAUUAUACUUUGUACCACAACUGGAAAUUUAACUCUUCUGGCUACUCUGGGGACAUUGCCUUUCCUAUAACAAACUUUAUAACCUAGAACGUUCUCCCAUUGCUUGUUAUUCCUCCAGGAAAGCGAAUAUGUGUUGGAGAGGGUUUGGCUCGCAUGGAGAUCUUUUUGUUCCUCACCUACAUCCUACAAAAGUUUAAUCUGAAAUGCAACAUAAAGCCCGAAGAGAUUGAUCUCUCCCCAAUACCUUUCAGAGGCAACUUCACACCACGACCCUAUGAGAUCUCUGUCAGCCUGCGCUGA
Molecule: messenger RNA, 9959 nt
Organism: Pelobates cultripes (western spadefoot toad)
Lineage: Eukaryota; Metazoa; Chordata; Amphibia; Anura; Pelobatidae
Source: the annotation of a GenBank genome assembly